This is a messenger RNA of Camelus dromedarius (Arabian camel), 6454 nucleotides long. It is a transcript of the gene RP1, whose product is annotated as RP1 axonemal microtubule associated. Gene Ontology annotation, molecular function: protein binding. Gene Ontology annotation, cellular component: axoneme. Gene Ontology annotation, biological process: retina development in camera-type eye; intracellular signal transduction; photoreceptor cell development. The record is from RefSeq and is a predicted model, not a curated record. Bases 47 to 6454 code for a protein of 2135 amino acids. The transcript is spliced from 3 exons. NCBI's taxonomy places the organism in Eukaryota, Metazoa, Chordata, Mammalia, Artiodactyla, Camelidae.
GCUGUGAAGAUGAACAAUUUUCUUCCGCCUCCAGGUCUCGAUCAACAUGAGCGGAACUCUCUCCACUAGCUUUGCCAUGAUCCGUCGGACUUCUUCCGAAGGUCAGGCUCCUUCCUCUCGCCAGCUGCGCGUCGCUCAGCCUGUCGUGGCCAAAAGGAUCAGCUUCUACAAGAGCGGAGACCCGCAGUUUGGGGGCGUCCGGGUGGUGGUGAACCCCCGUUCUUUCAAGACGUUCGAUGCUUUGCUGGAUAACUUGUCGGGGAAGGUGCCCCUGCCGUUCGGGGUGAGGAACAUCAGCACCCCUCGGGGAAGGCACAGCAUCACGCGCCUGGAGGAGCUGGAGGACGGCCAGUCGUACCUGUGCUCCCACGGCAGGAAGGUGCAGCCGGUGGACCUGGACAAGGCCCGCCGGCGCCCGCGGCCCUGGCUCAGCAGCCGGGCCCUCAGCGCGCACGCGCAGCGCGCCCCCGCCCCCGCCGCUCCCGGCAUGCUGCGCGCGCCGCGCAGGCUCCUGGUCUUCAGGAAUGGCGACCCGAAGACGAGGCGCGCGGUGGUGCUGAGCAGGCGGGUCACGCAGAGCUUCGAGGUCUUUCUGCAGCACCUGACGGAGGUCAUGCAGCGCCCGGUGACCAAGCUGUACGCCACGGACGGGCGGAAGGUUCCCAGUCUCCAGGCUGUGAUCCUGAGCUCUGGAGCUGUGGUGGCAGCAGGAAGGGAGCCGUUUAAACCAGGAAAUUAUGACCUCCAGAAGUACUUGCUUCCUGCUAGAUUACCAGGGAUCUCUCAUCGUGUGCAUCCCAAGGGAAAUGCUAGGUCAGAAAGCAGAAAGAUGAGCACACAGGUGCCUUCAAGCCCAAGAUCCCAGAUUUAUUCUGUUUCUUCUGACAAAAUGCAGAGUAAUGAUUGCUAUUCAGAACAUUCUUUUGCUUCUGAAAAUUACUUGGCCUUAGAAAAAAGUGAUUCUCAGAAUUUAUUCAUAUAUCCUUCUGAAGAUGAUGUUGAGAAAUCAAUUAUUUUUAAUCAAGAUGGCACUAUGACAGUUGAAAUGAAAGUUCGAUUCAAGAUAAAAGAGGAGGAAACCAUAAAAUGGACAACCACUGUCAAUAGAGCUGAUCUUUCUAAUAAUGAUGAAAAGAGUGAGAUAAGAAGUUUUCCAGGGAGAACAGAUGAUCGAUCAUCUGGUUUAAAGAUUACAGCAUGUUCAUUGUCUGCAGAUGUCUCACCUCUGGAGAAAGGCAAUAAUCAAGAGGGCAGUUUGGCAGAGGAGAUAAACACUCAAAUGACGGAUCAAGAGGCUGAAACUUGCGAUUCUGCUAGUUGGGAGAAUGCUGCUAUGGACACAAAUGCCAUCCAAGGAGCUCAGGAUCAAGCGAAGCAUCAUUUUUAUAGGCCCCCUACACCUAGACCAAGGAGAGUGAGACAAAAGAAAUCUGUGAUAGGGAGUGUGACCUUGGUAUCUGAAACUGAAGUUCAAGAGAAAAUGAUUGGACAGUUUUCCUAUAGUGAAGAAAGGAAAGAUGGGGAAAACAAAUCUGAGUAUCACAUGUUCACACAUUCCUGCAGUAAAAUGUCAUCAGUAUCCAACAGACCAGUACUUGUUCAAGUUGAUAACAAUGAGCAGGUAGAAUCAUCUUUAGAAAGAAGAAAGGAAAGCAGACUGCUCAAGUCGAGUGCCAUAAGCGCUGGUGUGGUAGAAAUUACAAGUCAGAAGCUGUUAGAGAUGUCCCAUAACAAUGGCUUGCUGCAGACUACAUCAGAAAACUCAAGUGUGGAGGAAGGUACAGUUGAUAGUGUAACAUCAGACAACAAAACUAGUAUCAGAAAUUUAAGAACUGUUGGUAACACCAAUGAUAGAGUCAGUCCUUUCUUAGCAGAUGCAACUCAUCCUUCAGAGGACAACUCUGGAACUGACAAAACUAUUUCCAAGACCUCAGUUUCAGUAGGAUCCUCUACUGUCACCACAAGAAUUGACAAGCUAAUUAAUGAAUUUUCUCAGUGUGGUUUAACAGAACUUCCAGAAAAUGAAAAGCAGAUUUCGUCGUCUGCUGCCAUCAAAAAGAAGAUGAAAUCUGAGCAGCAUGUGAUAAAUUCCAGACAUCAGGAUGGGGAGAGUGCAACUAAAGGAAUCCCCAGGAAGAGUAAGAGAAUAAAUACAAGAGGUAGAAUUUCACAGGAAACCAUAUUGCAGGAUUUACAUAGUCGCUUUAAAGGAGAGCUACUUUGUGAGAAAGACCUCCAUGCAAGUGAUAUGGUUAUUGAAUCAAAUUAUUUUUGUUCCAAAAGUAAUAAUCCUGUGAAUUCCAAGAAUUUUCAUAGAAAUAAAUUAAAUACUGUUCAUAAUCCUAAGUUUCAAGGACUUUUAACCAAAAGGAAAUCCAGACCACUGAACAAAGUUAGUUUAGGAGGACCUACAAAAAGAGAAAUUGGUCAAGGAGAUGAAGUACUUUCCCACAAUAAAUUUAGAUAUUGCAAAAAUACUUUUGAAAAUCAGAAUUUAUUUCAUGUGCUUAAUUUCCUUGAGCAAAACCCCAAUGGUUUUUGUGGACCACAGGCUCAAGCAGAAAUAGCAUCUUGGUAUUUGAGAGGAACAGCAAAGAAGAGUUUAGUUUCAAAAGUUAAUAAUUCACACAUAAGUUUAAGAAGCCAGAAAAAACAAAAAGGGGAUAAGUUGAAAUCAGAUACUAUUGUUAGUAAACAGCAUGUUACAACCAGGGCAAAUUCCUUAGGUUCUUUGAAAAAAGCUGUUUUUCCUGAUGAUAUUACCAAUCAUUCAGUUCAAAAUUAUGUACAGAGGUGGUUGCAGAACAUAAAUCCACAUUCAGCUUUGCAACCUGGAAAAUCGGUUCCAGUAUUCAAAAAGCAAAGGAGUGUGGUACGUUGUAACAACAGUGGUUUUCCAAGAAAUAAUUCCCGUACAAGUCCUGGAAAAGGAAAUAAUUUUGUCCUGGAAAGUAAUAAGCGCGUAACUAAAAAUGCGAGUUUGACAGGAGAUAACCUAGGUAGAGAGGCAGGUGCAUCUUUAGACAAAGACACCAGUGAAGAACUUACCAAAGAUCUCUGUAAGAACCAGAUUGAAUCUCUGAAUGACGCUUACUGUCUUUCCCUUCGUGAAUAUUGUUCUUUGCCACAGUCAGCUAUUUAUGGUCAUAAUACUAAAAGUCAGGUAUCUGCUGAAAAGUCAGGACCAGAGGUAAGCUUUGCUUACCAAGAUGUAAAGCUAGCUACAAAAGGGCAAAGUGCAGAGGCUGCCAUUCAAGUCGAUCUCAUGGAAGAGGACACCCCAAAAGACCUCUUACCAGUCGGGUUGCUUCACCAACUGCAAGCUUUAGUUCCUAGUGUUCACAAGACUCAGAAUGGAGUUGUUCAAAUGCCAGGUUCACUUGCAGAUGUCCCCUUCCCUUCUCCAAUAUGUAGUUCAUCCACGAAUGUUCUUCUAGCUUGGCUCCUGGUGCUACACCUGAAGGGAGGUAUGAAUAGCUUCUGGCAAGAUGAUGCUCACAAGACUACCAGCAGAACUUCAGAAAUACUUGCAUUGUUGGAGGUUCUAAAGCACAUUGCUGUCACAGAGGAGGCUGAUGACUUGAAGGCUGCUGUUGCCAGUUUAGUGGAAUCAACGACAAAUCACAUGGGACUCACUGAGAAAGAACAGGACGUGGUUCCAAUAGGUCUUUCUGAAAAUUGUUCUAUACCCAACCUUCAGAUAGUUCCUAGGUGCACUGAAAAUGAGGAGACACAGGAGAUCUCUUUAGAUGGAUGCUAUUCUGCCAGUGAGGACUGCGUCUCUGAAGUCUGUGUUUCAGAGGUGACUUGCUCUCCAUGUGAGAUGCGCACUGUGAAUAAGACUUGUCCUCCAGAAGAGACUUGUAACCUCAGUGGUGAUUUUUACCCUAGUGAUGGCUGUACCACAGAUCAGACUUCCAUAAAUAAGGCUUGUUUCCCAGGAGAGGUCUGUUCACUUGCUGAUGCUGUGUCUUCUCAUAAGGCUUGUGCUCAUGAGGAAAACUAUGUCUAUGAGACAGCUUGCCCAGUUGAUGAGGCCUGCAUUCCCUUCAAAGUCUGCAAUACCAGUAAUGUUUUAAAUUCCAAAGAAAACACAUAUACUGAUAAUUUGGAAUUGAUUGAAGAGUUAGAAAGAGUUGAUGAAGUUCACAAAGACCUAAAUAUUUUGGCAGACUCUGGGUGUAAAGAUGGCUUUGAUAUAUUAGUGUCACACCAAAAUAUCAGUAAUUUAAGUCACUGUGUUUCUUCCCAAAGUGCAAAUGAACCAGAACUUGAUAGGGAACAUAAUUCUCUGGAUGAAUGUAAAAACUGUUCAUUAAAGAAAUUUCAGAAUAAAAACACAGAUACAUCUUUUGAUAAAGAAGAAUCAAAGACUUCUGAAGAACCAGGCUCAGUAACCAGCAGCAUGACAUCAAGUGAAAGAAACAUUUCAGAAUUGGAAUCCCUUGAAGAGUUAGAAAAGUGGAACCCUGGUAUCUUGAACAUAAAGAUACAUUCAGGAGAGCAAGUUACUGAAGAAUCGAUCCGGAAGGAGUUAGAGGCUGGUAAAAAUUUGGAAUUGAUCGAAGUCUCUAGCAGGAACAUUACAGAGGAGGAAAGAAGGAAUGGUGUAAUUUGUGAGACAGUCAGUAAGAGGCUGGCAACACCACCAUCCUUAGUAUUUUGCUAUGAUUCUAAGCAAAAUACUGAAAAGGAGCUCAGUGAAGGAGAAACUAAAAUGAGAGUAAAAGAGAUGGUGAAAAGCAUGGAAAUGGAAAGUUUUGCAGAGUCUCCUCUUAAUUUUAAAAAUGGCUUCAAAAGUCCAGUGACUUCUGAUUGGUCAGAUUAUAGGCAAGACAGUGAGACUGAACGGUCAUAUAAAACAUCCAGUGAUGGCCCCAGUGACAGUGGUGAGGAGAUUGCCCCAGAGAAAGGAUAUAAUAAGGGAUUUGUUAAGCGGACAAUAGAAAAACUUUAUGGUAAAGCAGAGAUUAUGAAGCCAUCUUUUUUUCCUGGGUCUCCACACACAGCUCAGGUGUGUCCUUACAAUUCUGUGGAAUUUCAGUGUGCUGGGAAAGUAGGUCUUCGUGAUUCUGAAGGUUGGUCAUUUGCCUCUUCUGAACAGGUAUCUAGUAAUUCAUCUGUGUUGCAGAAAUUUCAGGAGGAAAGGCAAGAUAAAUGUGAUUUUAAUGACAUGAGGGCCAAUUAUCAUGAGGAAGACGUUGUGAAACAUGGUACAGAACAAAAUGAUCAUGACAGAACCUUCAGGCACAGAGACGAGGGAGUACUGAUUGACAAAGGCAGGUGGCUCCUGAAAGAAAAUCACUUGCUAAGAAUAUCAUCUCUUGAAAAUUCUGGCAUAUGUGGCAAUGCAGACACCACAUCAGUGGAUACUCUGCUUGAUAAUAAUAGCAGUGAGGUACUGUAUUCACAUUUUGGAAAUUUGGCCCCAGGCCCAGACAUGGUUGAACUGUCCUCUUCAGAAUUGGAGGAAUUGACUCAGCCUCCUGAGCUGAGGUGCAGUUACUUUAACAUGCCUCAUUGUAGCGACUCUGAGCCUUUUCCUGAGGACUUGCUAGAUGUUCAAGAUAAAACUUGUGCUAAGGAGAGAAUACCGAAUCACCAUGCAGAGGAGAAGGGUAAUCACAGGUCAGAAAGAGUAGGCACAGCUGCCACUCAUGUCUUUACAUCAGCUGGUAACAAAGUCCACCCUGUCUCUGAUGGUGCUGUUAAAAACCAGCCAUUGCCUGGUAAUAGUGUAAUCCAUGGGGCACUUCAAGAAGGUGACUCUUUGGACAGACUCUAUACUAUUUGUGGUCAACACUGCCCGAUACUAACUGUUACUAUCCAGCCUGUAAAUGAGGAACACCGAGGAUUUGCAUAUUGCAAAGAUUCUGAUAUUGAAAAUUCCCUGAGUCUCCAAUUAUGGAUGAAAAUACACCCAUAUUUACUGCAGUCAAACAAAAACAUGUUCAGAGAUGAGAACAGUAAAGCAAGUGGUAGGAGAGCAUUUACUGAUGAUGCCAUUGGCAGUACAUUGGAUUGGCUUUAUUUCAGUAACACAUUUGGCUUGAUGGAUAAAAGAAGAAAAUUAAAGAGAAUUAACUUCUUGGACUUAGAGGAAGAAAAUAAUUUAAAUAAAUUUCAACCACAUUUAAAGAGUUUCUUGCACACAUUGUUAGUUGUGGGUGUUGUGAAUUCAAAUACACAAGAUCCCAGCAAUCAGACAAAUGAAAUUUUUGAAGUAGUUGAUGAGAAUAACAACUUAUUAAAUAACAGAUACCAGAGCUCAAGAACAAAUCUCAACCAAGUAGUAAGAGAAAAUAACUAUCAUUUCUCCUUUGAAACGCUUGGCCAAGCCUUCCUAUUUUGCCAAGUUGAGACAUCCUUAGAUAUUAGCAAUAGAAAUAGGUUAGAAAUAUUUUAUAUUUUUGAAGAUGAAAAUCUUAUUAUUUGGGAGGAGGAAAACCAUUAA